AUGAUAAGAUCAAGAUUAACAAGAGAAUGUCAACUAUUCAUAAACCAAUAUAGUAAUACCCAAAUACGAUGUAUAUCCUCAUCCAGAUUCAAACGUCCCAGUGGACCCAAUAAACGAUCAUCAAAACCCUUCCCCAAACAUCGAUUCAAAUCACAACCAUCCACCAAAGGCACAUCCACCACGCCGCUUGAACCAGCCCCGGAAACGAGUGUCUUCUCAUUCGGGAAAUUCUCACAAUUAGCCCCCACCAAGACAGCUAAAGAAGUCUCGAUUAAAUCGGUCCCCAUUGAUAAAAUUGAUAAUUUUGAUCAAUUGAGGAUUUUUCCUACCGUUAGGGAUGUCAUGAUUCAAGAAAUUAAGUCACAAUAUUUGAUAAAAGGUCCCAGAAGGAGUCUGAUCGAGGGGGUGGAGAUAAAACCGACCCCAGUGCAGAUUGCCACGAUAAGGAAGUUGAAUCAGACUAGGACGGUGAAGAAGGCGAAGAAUGUGGAAGAAGAGGAGGUGGAGAUGAAGAAGGAUGAGGAGACGGAGAAGAAGGAACAAGAACAAGAAGAGAUUAGGACGAAGGUGUUUACAGUUGCUGCUGAGACUGGAUCGGGUAAGACUUGGGCAUAUUUGAGUUCAAUCUUGACGAAAUUGAAACAAGAUGAUUUUAAAUUAUUUCAAGAAUUAAAUGGUGAGGUAGAUGAGUAUUAUAGACUGAAGAAAAGAGGGGAGAGAGUGAGGUCGAUGAUUUUGUUGCCGACUCAAGAAUUGGUUGAACAAGUCUAUCAAGUCUUGCAACGCGCUGGUUCAUAUCCUAUUGAUUAUGAGAAAUUGAAUGUACCGGGGAAUUAUAACAAGUUUUUGGAAUUACAGGAGAAUGAAACAUUAGGACUUAAUGUUAUGAAAUUUGGUACUGGUGAUGCUCCUAAGGUUUUAUUUGAUGCUUGUGGACAAUAUGGAACUAUUGAUGUCUUGGUGACUACUCCGGCUAAGAUUGCUAGUUUUGAAAAUUUAAAUAAUUUCGGGAAACCAUAUCGAAUUUUUAAAAAUUUGCAAUAUUGUGUGGUAGAUGAAGCUGAUACAUUAUUUGAUAAAUCUUGGAUUGAAGAUACUACUAAUAUUAUUAAAAUCUUACCAAAUUUACGAGAUUUAAUUAUGGUUUCUGCUACAAUCCCCAAAAAUUUCCAAACUACUUUAAACAAACUCUUCCCAAAAGUAGGUAAGAAAAACAACUUAAUCUAUGCCGUCACUCCACAAUUACAUAAAAUCCCUAGAACCAUCAAAGUCUCCGUCUUGGAUGCUGAACAAUCCCCAUAUCAUGGAUCUAAAUCCAGAUGUUUAGCCCAGGCAAUAUAUGCCAUAUCAAAAGAUGGAACCGAACCAGGAUUAAUUAAACGUAUUUUAAUCUUCGUGAAUCAAAAAUCUGAUGUUCAACCAGUUGUUCAAUCCUUAGUUGAGAAAUAUAAAUUCCCGGCAGAAGAUAUCGUGGGGAUAGAAGGUAGUAUACCCGUACAACAACGUUUGGAACUCUUGCAGCCAUUUCUCCAGCCUGCCGAGAUUUUGGAUCCGGAGAAUACAACGUCUAAUAUCAAGGUGUUGGUGUGUACGGAUUUAAUGGCGAGGGGGAUGAAUUUUGUGGGGAUCAAAAAUGUUAUAUUGUUUGAUUUGCCGAAUUCAUCGGUGGAUUUGGUGCAUAGGUUGGGUAGAACUGGAAGAAUGAGACAAUCGGGGAGAGCAUUUGUUAUUGUGGAUAGAAGGACAAGGAAGUCGUGGAUAAAAGGGUUAGGAACUGCUGUACUUAGAAAUAUGACCAUUGGAUAG
Messenger RNA from Hemisphaericaspora subhashii, 1806 nucleotides. Its product is annotated as ATP-dependent RNA helicase. The record is from RefSeq and is a predicted model, not a curated record. NCBI's taxonomy places the organism in Eukaryota, Fungi, Ascomycota, Pichiomycetes, Serinales, Debaryomycetaceae. Gene Ontology annotation, cellular component: nucleolus. Gene Ontology annotation, biological process: maturation of LSU-rRNA from tricistronic rRNA transcript (SSU-rRNA, 5.8S rRNA, LSU-rRNA). Gene Ontology annotation, molecular function: ATP binding; nucleic acid binding. The coding region runs from base 1 to 1806 and encodes 601 amino acids. The transcript has a single exon.